Molecule: messenger RNA, 384 nt
Organism: Parastagonospora nodorum SN15
Lineage: Eukaryota; Fungi; Ascomycota; Dothideomycetes; Pleosporales; Phaeosphaeriaceae
Exons: 3
Coding region: 1-384 (127 amino acids)
Biological process (GO): glucan catabolic process
Molecular function (GO): hydrolase activity, hydrolyzing O-glycosyl compounds
Source: RefSeq, a predicted model, not a curated record
AUGCUCGCGAGAAGCAUAUUUAACGUGGCAGCCGUUGCUGCGCUCGCGGUGGGACAGGUGGCAGCGGAAAUAAUAUACGCGGGUGUUAACUCAGCGGGUGGCGAGUUUGCGCAGUCAAACUUACCGGGUACAUUCGGCACUGAUUAUCAGUUCAUCGAGGAGACGGCCAUUGACUUCUUCCUUGAUGCUGGUAUAAACACGAUUCGCCUUCCUUUCCUUCUGGAAAGACCUUCAACGAGACCUACUUCGAAGAGCUCACAGCAGCUGUUGAUCACAUUACCCUCACAAGGUGGCUAUGUCAUCCUCGAUGCGCACAACUACAUGCGCUACAACAAUCCCGCCAUGCAGCCAUUCUCGGGCAGUGUCAUAGGGCAACGCAUCUGA